Molecule: messenger RNA, 1395 nt
Organism: Apis florea (little honeybee)
Lineage: Eukaryota; Metazoa; Arthropoda; Insecta; Hymenoptera; Apidae
Product: nudC domain-containing protein 3
Biological process (GO): protein folding
Cellular component (GO): cytoplasm
Source: RefSeq, a predicted model, not a curated record
UGUCAACUUAUUAUUCAAUUUCAUGACAUGAAUCUAAAAAAUAGAAAGUCUGAAAUUAUAAAAGAAAGUAUAUAUGUGUUAAAGUUUUUUUUUAGUUAUUACACAAUGGAAAUUUAUGUUAUAAAGACGAAAUAUAGUUAAUAGUUGUUGAAUUAUAAUAUAUUAAUAAAAUAAACAAAAUUUCUAAACGAUAUAUCUUAAAGAAUACUUUCUAUAACCUAUUUAAGAAAAUAAGUUAAUAAUAUACAAGUAAUUUGUAAACGGAAGACAAUCUAUUAUUGAAAAACAUAUUCAUUGACUUUUAAUAAGUCUUAUAGUACUUUUAAUAAAUUAGUAUAUUUAAUAUUAAAAUAUUAAUAAAGAAAACGAUUAUUGGAAUUAAACUAUCAUUCAACAAAUAUUUAAAAAGAACUCCGUAAUGUGUUCUGUUCAUGAUGAAGCAUUUUUGCAAAUUUUACAAGAAGAAAAAAAUAUUACAAACUUUUUAGAUGCAUUUUUUGGAUUUUUAUAUAGAUGUACAGAUUUUUAUGUUGAAUCGGGACCAGAUCAAAAAUUUGGUUUUCCAACUGAUACAGUAGAAAAACUUGUUUUAUAUAGUUUUCAUAAAUGGAAAAAUAUUUCUAAAUCUUCUAAUAGAAUAGAUCUUCAGAAUAGUCAAGAUAUUAUUUCUCAAAAUAAUGAUAAAAAUCAAGAUGAAUCAAUGACAAUAGAAGAAGAUUCCCUUAUUCCACAAGUAGAUCACGAGGUAGAAAUUGAAACAUAUAAAGAAAGUCAAAUAACAAAUCAACUUGGUCAUUUACUUGAAAAAGACAAGACAUCUGAUAGUUACAAUGGUGCAGUGAGAGAAAAUUAUACUUGGUCACAAACUAUUAAUGAUAUAGAUGUAUUAGUUAAACUACCUAAUUGUAUAAGAACAGCAAAAGAUUUAAGAAUUCAUAUUAAUUCAAAAGAUAUUAAAAUAGAAGCUAGAACAUCAAGAGUUGAACAGAAUCAGGAAAUAGAGGAAUGUCGCUAUUUUGUAUGGACCACAAUUCUUAAAGGAGAAUUAUGCUUUAAAAUUCGGAAAGAUGAGUCAAUGUGGAGUAUAGUACCUGGACAACAUAUUAAUAUUCAUCUUGAAAAAGCUUCUGAGAGAUGGUGGGAAGCAUUGAUUAUUGGUGAACCAAAAAUUGAUAUAACAAAAAUAGAUUGUUCAAAUUUAGAUGAGAUGGGAUCAGAAGAACAAAUGAAAGUUCAAGAAUUGAUGUGGAAUCAUCAACAAAAACUUCUUGGUAAACCAACUUCUGAACAGAUUAAAAUGGAAAAAGUAUUGAGAAAAGCAUGGGAUGCAAAAGGAUCUCCCUUUGAAGGUACUGAAUAUGAUCCUUCAAUAGUAAAUUUCAAUUGAUAUACUUU